This is a messenger RNA of Medioppia subpectinata, 436 nucleotides long. Lineage: Eukaryota; Metazoa; Arthropoda; Arachnida; Sarcoptiformes; Oppiidae. The record is from the annotation of a GenBank genome assembly.
UGUAUGUGAGUGUAUGAGUAGUGCAGUGAAGACAUCACUUGAAUGUAAUGUUUAUGUUUUGUAUUGUAUUUACGAAACCAUUUCUUAUCAAUUGAACAGUAAUUGUCACCCAAACGGGUCCCGGAAGUGAUGCCCAUCACAGAUGAUGUCCAACUGCCCACCUAUGAAGAGCUCGACGUCCAGGAGAUCAAUAUAUCACAUCCGGUGAUGAAGGCGUCGGCCAUGCAUUUCGGCAAAUAUUGCGAUAAAGUUUCAAAGGAAUUCAUGUUAUGUCGCAUCGAAGAGAGGGAUCCGCGAAAGUGUGUGCCGGAGGGGAAGGCCGUCACCUCUUGUGGUCUCGACUUUUACCGUCAGGUGAAGCAAAACUGUCGAAACGAAUUGGAAAAGUUGUCCAAAUGUAUGGAAUGGACUGAUUAUGACCUCAAGUUCUGGUAGU